AUGUCCAACCCCCGUGUCUUCUUCGACAUCACCAUUGGCGGUGCGCCCGCUGGCCGGAUUGUCAUGGAGCUCUUCGCCGACCAGGUCCCCAAGACUGCCGAGAAUUUCCGUGCGCUCUGCACUGGUGAGAAGGGAACCGGCCGCUCUGGCAAGCCCCUUCACUACAAGGGCUCCAACUUCCACCGCGUCAUCCCCCAGUUCAUGCUUCAGGGUGGUGACUUCACCCGUGGCAAUGGCACCGGUGGUGAGAGCAUCUACGGCGAGAAGUUCGAGGAUGAGAACUUCAACCUGAGGCACACUGGCCCCGGUAUCCUCUCCAUGGCCAACGCCGGCCCAGGAACCAACGGAUCCCAAUUCUUCAUCUGCACCGUCAAGACCUCAUGGUUGGACGGCAAGCACGUCGUCUUCGGACAGGUCGUCGAGGGUCUUGAUGUUGUCCAGGCCGUCGAGAAGGUCGGCUCCUCCAGCGGAUCCACCUCCAAGACCGUCACCAUUGCAAACUGCGGUCAAUUGUAA
Molecule: messenger RNA, 516 nt
Organism: Plenodomus lingam JN3
Lineage: Eukaryota; Fungi; Ascomycota; Dothideomycetes; Pleosporales; Leptosphaeriaceae
Source: RefSeq, a predicted model, not a curated record